UCUUCUUUUUAAACUCUAAGCUUCCCACUCGAAUCAGCUCGCGAUCUCCGGGUUGCUAGUUUGACAGUGCAAUCUCUCCGGGUGAUGAUAGACUACUUGCGUCAGGCCAUGCACAACACGUUCCGAAACAGAGCGCGUUAGAGAAUAGAGAGCUUUAGAGAAUAGAGAGCUUUAGAGAGAGAGAGAGAGAGCUUUAGAGUCGGACGUUGGAUAACGCGGACCAGGUUGCGUAAUAGGAAAAGGCAACGCGGCGAUCCCGGAGAGUGCGGAAAGCCAAAAGUAACGGAGAUUUUGGCGCAUAUUAAACGCGAUCUGUCGUCGCGUCGACGUCGGUCCGUUUCGUUGCUGUGCGCGCCGCGGACAAGCGGAUCGAGAGUGGAACGAGUGGACAAAGUGUUAAAAAUGCUGUGUCGCUGGCUCGCCGUCCUGGUACUCGCUGGUUUUCUGCUGGUCAUCGAAGGGAUCGCGGUCGGCCAAGGUAAUUUUGCUCGGGAACCGAAGCUGCCUGGAGGAACUGCCUUCGGCAAUCAUAACGUAACUAAUGCGCCAACCUUUGGGAUGAAUCUACCGCGAAACGUGACCACCGCAGUCGGCCAGACGGCUUUUCUUCACUGCAGGGUUCAUCAGUUGGGCGAUAAAGAGGUGUCCUGGAUGCGCAAAAGGGACAUGCACAUUCUUAGCGCUGGCAUCCUCAUGUACACGUCGGAUCUGAGGUUCCAAGUGAUCCAUCCGGACAAGUCGGAGCACUGGACUCUGCAAAUCAAGUCGCCUCAGGAACGGGACUCGGGCGUGUACGAGUGCCAGGUCAGCACGGAGCCGAAGAUGUCGCUGAACUACAGCCUGAACGUCGUCGAGGCAAGAGCCAGGAUAAGCGGCCCGUCGGACAUCUACGUUAAAACGGGAAGUCUACUGACGCUGACGUGUCAAAUGUCCCAAGGACCUCACGAUUUGGGCACGGUAGCUUGGUACCGUGGCAGCCAGCCUGUGGUAACGUCGCCUCGUUCCGAGAACGAUGUCUACGGUGAACCACGAGUUGCCGUCGAAACCGAGUGGAGCGACGCCCUCACGUCAAGGUUGAGGAUCACACGCGUCAAGCCGAACGACUCUGGAAACUAUAGUUGCGUGCCCACCGUGGCGGAGAGGGCCAGCGUCAACGUGCACGUCAUCAACGUUGUGUUCUUACCACUUGGCUUUCAAAAGUUCCUGGGGAGUUGA
Messenger RNA from Hylaeus anthracinus, 1215 nucleotides. It is a transcript of the gene dpr1, whose product is annotated as zwei Ig domain protein zig-8. The transcript has 6 exons. The record is from RefSeq and is a predicted model, not a curated record. Bases 403 to 1215 code for a protein of 270 amino acids. NCBI's taxonomy places the organism in Eukaryota, Metazoa, Arthropoda, Insecta, Hymenoptera, Colletidae. Gene Ontology annotation, cellular component: neuron projection membrane. Gene Ontology annotation, biological process: synapse organization.